Messenger RNA from Neoarthrinium moseri, 606 nucleotides. RefSeq lists its product as uncharacterized. The record is from RefSeq and is a predicted model, not a curated record. NCBI's taxonomy places the organism in Eukaryota, Fungi, Ascomycota, Sordariomycetes, Amphisphaeriales, Apiosporaceae. Bases 1 to 606 code for a protein of 201 amino acids. The transcript is spliced from 5 exons.
AUGCAUCAAAAAACGUCUGGUCAAGGAUUCCCGCACCCGAUUGCUCCGAAUGGAGGCAUUAUCUUUGCACCGCCCCUGCUGCUACGAGCACUGGGCGGAGCAUAUCAACAUCCAUCCAACGUCGGUCCGAGCCACACCAGUUCUUUCGACGAACGGUUUACCUGUUCCAAACGCUUACAACGUCGCGUGCUGCGGAGUGCCACGAUAGAGUCCGCCAUCUACCAUCACGUCGGGGAUACUAAAGCACGUGCUUACGCAAAGAGCAGGGAAAUAACAGAGAGUGUAACCAUCAAAUACAAGGUUCAAUCACGCACCAGUCAAUGGAGCGGCAUCAAGCAAUGUGGGCCAACACUUGGAGUUAUUGGGUCAACAACCUCCGUCGCCAUCGCGGUUGUGGCUCACGCGGUAAGGUUACAUGCAGAAUGCUUUACGAUCGCUACUGGAACCCAACCUUGGCCUCCGUGGCAACUCGUGGACGGCGGCAGCGCAAGUUGCUACUCUCUGUCUUCGGAGGAUCGAAGCUGGAUACCUUUUGCGUUGAGUGGCGCACUCCAGGUGGUCUACAUUCGUGCCGAGGCGCAUGAUGCAGUCUUCUGCAAACUUUGA